Messenger RNA from Heterostelium album PN500, 1182 nucleotides. It is a transcript of the gene mdhA, whose product is annotated as malate dehydrogenase. Gene Ontology annotation, biological process: tricarboxylic acid cycle; malate metabolic process; oxaloacetate metabolic process. Gene Ontology annotation, molecular function: L-malate dehydrogenase (NAD+) activity. Bases 1 to 1182 code for a protein of 393 amino acids. NCBI's taxonomy places the organism in Eukaryota, Evosea, Eumycetozoa, Acytosteliales, Acytosteliaceae. The transcript is spliced from 2 exons. The record is from RefSeq and is a predicted model, not a curated record.
AUGGAGUGUCCCUCAUCUGUACAACUUAGAAUUAAUAAUAUUUCGGGACAUAUCGUUCCACAGGGUAAAUGUCCAGUCUCUCACCACUUUGGUGCAGAGUCGGCUGGUCGUGCAUGGAGUAUCGUCAGUACUGCACCGAAUGCACCAGCAGCACCGAUUCGUGUUUUGGUUACAGGUGCUGCCGGUCAGAUUGCAUACAGUGUCAUCUUUAUGAUUGCAAGCGGUCAGAUGUUCGGACCACAUCAACCAGUGAUUUUGCAUCUCCUCGAUAUUGCCAAGAUGGCAGAUGCACUCAAGGGUGUUGUUAUGGAGAUUGACGACGGUGCAUUCCCAUUGGUUGCUGGUGUAGUCGCCACCACCGACAUCAAAGCAGCAUUCAUGGGUAUUCAAGUUGCACUUUUGAUCGGUGCAUUCCCAAGAGGACCAGGAAUGCAACGUAAAGAUCUCUUAAAGAUGAAUGCAUCGAUCUUCAAGGAGCAAGGAGAAGCUCUUAAGAACUACGCAUCUCGUUCCGUCAAGGUUUUGGUUGUUGGAAAUCCAGCCAACACCAACGCACUCACAACAAUGACACAAGCAUCUGGUUUGCCAGCAUCAAACUUCUCUGCACUCACUCGUCUCGAUCAGAAUCGUGCACUCUCAAUGAUUGCUGAAAAAGUUGGUGUCAAUGUAAACAAAGUAAAGAAUGUUAUCAUUUGGGGUAAUCAUUCAUUAACACAACUAAUCAAUCGUUUUCUUUGCUAUAACUCUAGAGUACCAGAUGUAAAUAGUGCAUAUAUUCAAAACUAUCCAUCACCAUCAGUUAUUACACCAGUUUCAACAGCAGUCAAUGAUGAAAAGUGGAUUCGUGAACAAUUUAUUCCAUUGGUUCAAAACAGAGGUGCUGCUGUUAUUGCCGCAAGAAAGUUGUCAUCUGCUGCCUCUGCAGCUACCGCUGUUGUUUGUCACAUGAGAGAUUGGGUAUUGGGUACUAAAGAUGGUGAAAUUGUAUCGAUGGCUGUUUGUUCAGAUGGUUCAUACAACGUACCAAAGGGAUUAAUCUUUUCAUUCCCAGUGACUUGUCGUGGUGGAGAAUGGACCAUCGUACAAGGACUGAAAAUAACCGAUUUCAUCCAAUCAAAGAUCGAUCUUACAAUCAAAGAGUUAAAUGAAGAAAAAGAAGCUGCAUUAUCAUUUUUGAAUUAA